Molecule: messenger RNA, 1293 nt
Organism: Centropristis striata (black sea bass)
Lineage: Eukaryota; Metazoa; Chordata; Actinopteri; Perciformes; Serranidae
Gene: rrm2b
Product: ribonucleotide reductase M2 b
Exons: 9
Coding region: 92-1186 (364 amino acids)
Biological process (GO): deoxyribonucleotide biosynthetic process
Cellular component (GO): cytosol
Molecular function (GO): ribonucleoside-diphosphate reductase activity, thioredoxin disulfide as acceptor
Source: RefSeq, a predicted model, not a curated record
UGGGUGCCAGUUUAAAGGGUUUAACAAAGCUACAGCUGCAUCCACACAAGGUUAUGGGAAGGACCUAGAGGAACCAAAUUCAGCUCUCCGAAUGACACCGACGGUGAAGAAAUUGUCUUCUCAGGAAAAGGAUCUAAUGAAUAGAAGUCUGCACUCUGAGAAAGAACCGAAUGGCUUCAAAGAAAAAGACCCUGACUGCCAUAAUGAUUCAGAGAAAGAGGAAGAACCUUUGCUACGAGAAAACCCCCGACGGUUUGUCAUCUUCCCCAUUCAGUACCCCGCCAUCUGGAAGAUGUACAAGCAGGCACAGGCGUCUUUCUGGACGGUGGAGGAGGUUGAUCUAACCAAAGACUUGCCACACUGGGAGCGUUUGAAACCUGAGGAGAAGCACUUCAUCUCCCAUAUCCUGGCCUUCUUUGCUGCAAGUGAUGGUAUCGUCAAUGAGAACCUGGUGCAGAGGUUCUGUCAGGAGGUGCAGGUCCCUGAAGCACGCUCCUUCUACAGCUUCCAGAUCCUGAUAGAAACGGUUCAUUCAGAGAUGUACAGCAUGCUCAUCAACACUUACAUCAGGGACCUAAAGGAGAGGGAUUAUCUAUUUAAUGCCAUUCAGACGAUGCCUUGUGUCAGACGAAAAGCAGAUUGGGCACUUCAGUGGAUAAAUGACAGCAAAUCCACAUUUGGUGAGCGGAUUGUGGCUUUCGCUGCAGUGGAGGGAAUCUUCUUCUCUGGAUCAUUCGCUGCCAUCUAUUGGCUCAAGAAGAGAGGACUAAUGCCCGGCCUUACCUACUCCAACGAGCUGAUCAGCAGGGAUGAGGGCCUGCACUGUAACUUUGCCUGCCUGCUGUACAGCUACCUGGUGAAGAAGCCAUCAGAGGACCGGGUAAAGGACAUCAUCACCAAAGCUGUUAGCAUUGAGCAGGAGUUUUUGACAGAGGCCUUGCCAGUGGAUCUCAUUGGAAUCAACGGUUGUCUGAUGAAGCAGUACAUCGAGUUUGUGGCUGAUCGGCUUCUCGCUGACCUCGGACUGGCCAAGGUCUACCAAGCUGAAAACCCAUUUGACUUCAUGGAGUCCAUUUCACUAGAAGGGAAAACCAAUUUCUUUGAAAAACGAGUGGCGGAGUAUCAGAGAUUUGGAGUUAUGUCGAGCAUGACGGACUGUGAAUUCACUCUGGAUGCAGACUUCUGAAAUGGAGAUUACAUUCUGCUACGUAUUUGUUACAUUUGACCUAUUUAUUGUUUUUGUUCAAGUUCUUGUUGACAAAAACAGCCUGGAGUAUUGUUGCAAUACUGUCA